GCGAUAGUGAGUGCUCGAGUGAGUAGGUGGGUGGGUGAGUGGCGGGAGAGUGCUGGGCGAGUGAGUGGGUGAACGAAUCGGCGACUAAGCGAACGAACGCGCGGUUGACUGAUCACACAGGUAAUCGAGUACCGUGACCGAACGAUCUAUCGGUCGAAUUAGAACAAUCGACUUCCGAACCCAACCUUCGACCACCAUCACCGCCAGUCUAUUACUCGGCCGAUGGGGCGACACGCGCGCGGCGCCCCCACGUUCGCGUCGGAGGGUGAGGACCGCGCCAUCCGCCUCGGCGUGGUCCUCGUCCUCUUCGCCUUCGCCUCCUUCUCCACGCUCGCCUUGUGCUGGAUGCGCCCCGCGCUGCAGCGGCGGGCCCGCAGCCGGGAGGACAACUGCUCCGUGGCGAGGGUGGACGCCGGAGACGGCGGCGCGGCGGGACCCGCCGGGGAGCCGUGCUUCUUCUCGUGCGGCCCCGCGUGUCGCGGUGACUCCCGGUACCCGUGCGUGCGCGUGUUCGCGCGCCUCGCUCACUCCCCCGGCAGGGUCGCGCUGCUCCACCAGGACCUGCUGCAGCUCUCGCUCAACCCCAGGGUGCGUGCCGGUGGACAAGGUGGGUGGGUGGGUGUGAUGAGUGGGUGGAGAGAAAUCGUCACCGGUGGAAUAAAAAAAUCGGGCCGGCGGUUUAGGGAAUUCAGCGCACUACCCUUCGCCACCGUACCGCUCCCCACACCGAGAGAGAUAACGCACACGGCACGAUGCCUCCUCUCCCUGCCUCCUCCUCCUCGUCGUCGUCGUGAUCCCUCUCUUCGCGGCGCUCCGCAGUGCUCCUACGUGCCGGCCUCGUGCCACCGGGACCCCUCCGAGAACGCGCGCAACGUGAGCGGCUGGGCAGUGCGGUGGCUGCGCAGUCUGGAGCUCUCCGCCUCCUUCCCCUGCUACUUCGACGGGCAGCUCAGGCCAGACGAUGUCAUCCUGGAUCGAGACGACACCCGGGCGGUCGUUUUCCACUGCGUUUUCUGGCCGUUUCUCACCCUGCUCGUCGGCCUGCUCCUCAUCGGCCUGGCCACGUGCGCCAAGAGCCUGGCCGUGCGCGCGGAGGCAAUGCGCAAGCUCAAGAAGUUGCGGUGACUGCGACGAGGAGGGCACUGACGCCGCCGUCGCCGCCGAGAUUGAUGAGGGUACUCACGGCCAUAGCCGGGCCCUAACAAGCAGGAAUAUGCUGCGCACAAAACGUUAAGAAUGAAUACACCUAGCCGUGUAAAGUUGUUGGGACGGCUUGUUAUUUAAUGUGGUGGGCACUUGUUGCCGCCCCACGUAUAUGCUGCAUAACUAACAAAAAAAUCGCAUUAUUUACAUUUAUAUAGGGCCGUACGACAGUGGUUCAGAUAGCCGUUCAGGAAAAUCUAUUUUAAAGAAACACGCACACAAAAAUACAUCUAAGUUUAUCGAACAUAUAGGAAAAAUGCAUUUAAGUUUCUUUCUAAAAUGGAAGAAUCUCAGCGGUCAUGCGCAAUUCUUCAGCCAAUGUAUAAUUGUACUAUUGGGCGGAGAGGCAAGAGAGCACCCUCUGUACUUAACGCGACAUGCUCACUUCAAGAGGCACUCCACUGGUAAACUCGCUCAUUCACCUGCUCUUAUUCUUAGUUUUUUCGGUAAAGUCACGUUCUCCAUCCUGCACUCGCCCUACCCCCACCGCAACAUUCUGUAUUCUAUACACUACGUUUUCCGUCGUAUAUUUAAGCACCCAGUCGUCCAUAUCUGCCAAGUCGAGUGCUGUGCUAUUGCCUCCGCAGUGUGUAACCUGCCCUCCUCCAUCCUGCACGUGUCCCCAAUCAUUGCAACAUUCUGUAUUCUCGACACGUUUUCCAUCGUAUAUUCGGCAACCAAAGUCGCCCAUAUCUGCCGAGUCGAGUGCUGUGCUCUUGUCUCUGCAGUGUGAAUAGAUUUGUCUGGUCACGGUUGCCAUCCCAAAGCACGACCGUGGGUUCACGUGGAUUAUGCUGUUGAUAUUAUACUGUUGGUGGACGACCGUGGGUAAUAAAAACAAGCGAAUAAACAGAAGCGCUCGUAUUUCCCCCACCCAAAACUAAACAAAAAAAACCCAUUCAGGUCCGAAAGUAGUGAUUUUCUUUUAGAACUCUUGACGGAUGGACUUAAACGGUAACUUUAUUUGUUUGGGCGGUGAAACAGCUCUUUCUGUGUUAAUCAGUUUAUUUACAUGUGAAUAUAUUUAUCCUACAAAACGUGAUUUGUAUUCAGUGAUGGGUUUCAUUACCCGCCUUUCAUAAUGUUUAUGCAAGCACACACGAACGCCAAGCGAAUUGCUUCAAAGUAAUGGGAACGAAUGUGCACGUGCUGCAUCAACCCAUGCAUGAAGGGGCUCAACUAAGCAUUGACCGAGGCAUUUUCAGUGACAGUUGGCAGAAAGGACGUUUCCACCGAUGUCUGGCAUGAUGAAACGGCCAAAUCGAUACUUUGGCUCUGCCAACUUGGCUAUUGCACAAAGAAAGUUGACAAACGGCAAAUUUCACGUGAAUCAACAUUCAUUCAUUUCAAAUUGUCAUAGAUCAAAGUUCGUGUUUUUCACUUUAAUUCACCAAAUCAAUUUCUGUACAAAAAAUAUUACGGACUUUGUUUUCAGUGCAAUACUGGUAAUUGUAAUACAAACCCUAACAAUCUAACCGUAUUUAGUUUCAAUGUAAAGAACAUUUUCGUAAUUUUAACGCAUCGGGAAUUUGCACAGCCUCGGCUAGACACGCAUUCCCUAUAGAUUGAACUGCACCUGCUCGGACAAACCACAAGUCAUGCGGAAUGUCAUGUUGGUGUCUGAAUCUAUGCUGAACUUCUUUCCCACCGUACGUAGUCAACCGUGCUAACCAGAAGUGCGAAACUAGCGGCGUCAUAAGCUCAUGGUAGAAAUUAUACAUUGAUUAAAGUGGCUCGGCUCUUCAGAGGAAAACCGCUGUUGACUUCCACCAGAGGUUUUCAACGACCUGAAGAGAGGUGUGUUAUGAAGGGCCAUUGCCCGAAACGUUACCGAUUUUGUUUUCUUUUCAGGCAGUGUUAUUGACGAAUGUGUUUAGUUUUUGUAUGUUAAUUGUGCUUGUUCACCACUGGCAACGCAGCAGCAGCAUCCCCAAAUAAUUUGUCUAAUUCAAAAGGUUGAUGACCGAGUGGUAUGGAGAAAACCAAUGUGGUGAAACCGCAUCAUGCAUGAAGCUCUUUCCCGACAAACCACACAGACUGCAAGCGCACACAGGCACAAAAUAUGCUCAAUUGUACUGUACAAUAUAUUUACUCUUUCGUUUUACGAUAAAAUAAAUAAAUGUGGCGGCAUAUGCAUUUAUUUCAAGCAGCAUAGCAUUGCAAGCAUUGCACCCACUCACCCCAACACAAUGUCACUUUUUAGAUGGGGACACGACUGGCUGGCAGAUUAUUUCUAAUCAUCCAUCACAGCACAAAGCACAUCUCAUUGCAUCAUCUUAAGUCAAAGACUCAACGCAUUUGCCUGCUCAACUAAGCAGACGGUAGUGCUCAUCUCCACUCGGGGGCUCGGAGACAUUGGUGGAAAUUCCACAGUGCCAGGAUGGGGGCCCACUCUCUUCCUUGGAUGACCACUCUUGACUUUCAACAAAGUGGUACAAAUGUUUUCAGCCCCAAACAGAUGAUUAUGAGCCGAGCACAAACCAGGACAUGAACUUGCGCUUUUGAAUAAACCAGGACACACGGCACCAACCAGUCACUUAAUGCUACUUUGUAAAUCACUUAACUCUGUCUCAAGUAAACAUAAUCACUCAACUCUUAUUUUUGUAAAGUAGAAUCUUAAAAGAAGCUUCCCUUUCUAGGUACGUGAACACAGCGAAUGACUGCAGUCUUUGGUGUCAGAGGGGGAAAUCCGGCCAUAUCCACCAAUUCUUAUCAAUUGAGAAUAAUCUUUUGCUCGUUUACCUUCCUUGUCUCACGACUCCAGAACUUGUCCAAGUUGCUACUGCGUUGAAGCCUGAUGGCCACGACA
This is a messenger RNA of Petromyzon marinus (sea lamprey), 4012 nucleotides long. The record is from RefSeq and is a predicted model, not a curated record. NCBI's taxonomy places the organism in Eukaryota, Metazoa, Chordata, Hyperoartia, Petromyzontiformes, Petromyzontidae.